ACCCGCACCUCUCAAGAGAAGCAGCAGCAUGAAGGCCGUGCCUGCCCUCCUGCUCGUGGGGAUGCUCAUCCUCUGGGCUGAGCUGCCAUCAGGCACUGCCUGGUCCUGCCCUGAGGUCCGCUUCACCUGUGCCUUGGCCAACCCGAGGAACGACUGCUACACUGACCGGCACUGCCCACGCUUCAAGAAGUGCUGCAAAACCUUCUGUGGGCGGCGAUGCAUCGCACGCCCACCCACCAUCCCCUUGUCCUACGUGUGAGCUGCUGCUCCCAGCACAGCCCAAGGGUGCCUGUGUCCCCGUGCCACCUCCAGCACCGUGCACCUGCGGAAGGACCGCCAGCUUGGGGACGGGGACAGCUUCUUGCUCACACUCCGAGACCUCCUCAGCUGCUAUGUGCCAUCUUCUCACCCUCCCCCUUCAUUCCCCGCUGCUGUUACAACAAAUAAAAGCUUGACCCAGGA
This is a messenger RNA of Gallus gallus (chicken), 462 nucleotides long. It is a transcript of the gene PI3, whose product is annotated as peptidase inhibitor 3. The record is from RefSeq and is a predicted model, not a curated record. The transcript has 3 exons. Lineage: Eukaryota; Metazoa; Chordata; Aves; Galliformes; Phasianidae. Gene Ontology annotation, molecular function: peptidase inhibitor activity. Bases 29 to 259 code for a protein of 76 amino acids. Gene Ontology annotation, cellular component: extracellular region.